Molecule: messenger RNA, 696 nt
Organism: Spodoptera littoralis (African cotton leafworm)
Lineage: Eukaryota; Metazoa; Arthropoda; Insecta; Lepidoptera; Noctuidae
Source: the annotation of a GenBank genome assembly
AUGGAGUGGUUAUUUGGACAUCGGAUGACUCCGGAGGAGAUGCUGCGCAAAAACCAGCGCGCACUCAAUAAGGCCAUGCGAGACCUGGACAGGGAGCGUAUGAAGAUGGAACAACAGGAGAAGAAGGUCAUCAAUGACAUCAAGAAAUUGGCCAAGGAGGGCCAAAUGGACGCAGUGAAGAUAAUGGCAAAGGACCUGGUGCGCACGCGGCGGUACGUGCGCAAGUUCAUGUUGAUGAAGGCCAACAUCCAGGCAGUGUCGCUCAAGAUCCAGACCCUCAAGUCGCAGAAUACGAUGGCGCAGGCCAUGCGCGGCGUCACGCGCGCCAUGGCCACCAUGAACCGGCAGCUCAACAUGCCCCAGAUACAGAAGAUCCUGCAGGAGUUCGAGAAACAGUCGGAGAUAAUGGACAUGAAGGAGGAGAUGAUGAGCGACUCCAUCGACGAGGCCAUGGCGGCCGACGACGACGAGGAGGAGAGCGACCAGGUGGUGUCGCAGAUCCUGGACGAGCUGGGCCUGCAGCUCAACGACACGCUGUCGGGGCUGCCGCAGGCUACCGGCUCGCUCUCCGUCGCAGCGAAAAAUCCGGCGGCGCCGGCGGUCGCGGUCGCGGGCGGCUCCGGCGGCGGCGGCGCCGGCGUAACGGACGCGGAUGCUGAACUGCAGGCACGCCUCGACAACCUACGCCGCGAGUGA